AUGCCAGAUAUCAAACUCAGAAACCAGCCUUUCGACCUCGCAUUCCAUCCUAAUGAAUCGGUGAUCUUCUCUUCACUGUUGACGGGAGAAGUCAAAGCGUGGAGGUACGACGACGAAGAUGGAUCGACAUCUUCUUCAUGGUCUGUCAGACCUUCCAAGAGGACUGCAAGGGCCUUGGCGCUUGAAGAAAGUGGGAAACAUAUUUGGAUGGGAGGAAAGAGUGGGACCCUGUUUCAAUUGACAACUGAGAUGGGUACUAUAGUGAGAGAACAGGAAAAAGCUCAUGAUGUACCGAUAAAUCGAGUGUUCUGCGUAAAUGAAAAUCUAAUAGCUUCAGGUGAUGAUGAUGGGAUUAUCAAACUUUGGGAUCCAAGGAAACCAGAUGUGAUCCGAGAAUAUAAUCAGCAUUUCGAUUAUAUUUCUGAUUUCACAUAUUUCGAAGAUAAACGACAGCUGGUAUCCACUUCUGGAGAUGGACAUUUAUCAGUAAUUGAUAUCCGAUCAAACAAAGCGCAGCCGUUGACCGUAUCAGCAGAUCAGGAAGAUGAACUAUUAUCGAUCGUACAGAUAAAAGGCGGUCAGAAAGCCAUAGUGGGAAGUGGUCUGGGUAUAUUAUCGAUAUGGAAUAGGAAAUUAGGCUGGGGUGAUUCGGUCGACCGUAUACCCGGUCAUCCAGCUUCGAUCGAUGCCAUCGUUGCUCUCACUCCUGAUAUAAUAGCCACGGGUUCGGAAGACGGUAUGAUCAGGGUAUUGCAGGUAUUACCCCAUAAAUUCUUGGGCGUGAUAGCGUCCCAUGAGGAAUACCCAAUCGAACGAAUCAAGUUGGAUCGAAAUUCAAGAUGGUUAGGAAGUGUCAGUCAUGAUGAAUGUUUGAAAUUGACGGACGUAUCGGAUUUAUUCGAAGAUUCAGAUGGCGAGGACGAAGAGAUGGAAGUUGAACAGGAGAAACAAAAGAAGAAGAAGAACAAGGGUAAAGGUGGUUUGGGCGAUUUGGGUAGGGGUGGUGCAGAACAGGAGAAUGCGGAUUUCUUUGCUGAUUUGUAA
Kwoniella botswanensis is the source of this 1044-nucleotide messenger RNA. RefSeq names its product WD repeat-containing protein JIP5. The transcript is spliced from 8 exons. Bases 1 to 1044 code for a protein of 347 amino acids. Gene Ontology annotation, molecular function: protein binding. Lineage: Eukaryota; Fungi; Basidiomycota; Tremellomycetes; Tremellales; Cryptococcaceae. The record is from RefSeq and is a predicted model, not a curated record.